Messenger RNA from Ziziphus jujuba (common jujube), 1037 nucleotides. Its product is annotated as ESCRT-related protein CHMP1B. The coding region runs from base 212 to 823 and encodes 203 amino acids. Gene Ontology annotation, cellular component: ESCRT III complex; multivesicular body. The transcript has a single exon. NCBI's taxonomy places the organism in Eukaryota, Viridiplantae, Streptophyta, Magnoliopsida, Rosales, Rhamnaceae. The record is from RefSeq and is a predicted model, not a curated record. Gene Ontology annotation, biological process: late endosome to vacuole transport; protein transport; endosome transport via multivesicular body sorting pathway.
AAGGGGUAAGCGCGUCUAGGCAACUUCGUAGGGAAAGCGUAGUCAAACAGAGAUCAAAAUCCCCUUUUGUGUCCGAUAACACGCUAUCUUCGACAAUAAAACCCUAGACUUGAAAUUGAAUUCCCAAUCUUCGAGAAUAAUAUCCAGAUUUGAAGUUGAAUUACUCGGAAAACUCAGAUCCUUUUGAGAAAUCAUCAUCAUCAUCAUAGCCAUGGGGAACACCGAGAAAUUGAUGAACCAGAUCAUGGAAUUGAAAUUCACGGCAAAGUCGCUGCAACGUCAAGCCCGCAAGUGCGAGAAGGAAGAGAAAGCCGAGAAGUUGAAGAUCAAGAAAGCCAUGGAGAAAGGUAACAUUGAUGGUGCUCGAAUCUACGCCGAGAACGCCAUCCGCAAGAGAACCGAGCAGAUGAACUACCUCCGUCUCUCUUCGCGCCUCGAUGCAGUUGUGGCUCGGCUUGACACCCAGGCCAAGAUGACCACCAUUAACAAGUCCAUGGGCUCCAUUGUCAAAUCCCUCGAGUCUUCUUUGAACACUGGAAACCUACAGAAGAUGUCCGAGACCAUGGACCAGUUCGAGAAGCAGUUCGUCAAUAUGGAGGUCCAGGCCGAAUUUAUGGAGAGCUCCAUGGCCGGGUCCACCUCGUUGUCCACUCCCGAAGGCGAGGUCAACAGCCUCAUGCAGCAAGUGGCCGACGAUUAUGGUCUCGAGGUGUCCGUGGGGCUUCCUCAGCCGGCAGCUCAUGCCGUGCCCACCAAGGAGACCGAGAAGGUCGACGAGGACGACCUCUCCAGGCGCCUUGCUGAGCUUAAGGCUAGAGGGUAAAAUAAUAAUUGGAGAAUCGAUGCGUUCUUGUGCGGAUUUGACAUAUAUAUGAUUAUAUAUAUCUAUAUAUAUAUAUUUAGUGAAUGCGGACUAUGACUAAUGUUGGAAAUUUUAAAACUUUUGUCAUUUGUGUAAAUUGUAUUGAAUCUAAGUUCCUGCAUUAUUUUGAUAUGAACUUUGUGCUUACGAGUGUUUAUAAAGCUUUUCACUGGCA